AUGCUGAACGUUAUGGAUUUCUCCUGCCCGGAUCCGCUUUACUCCAAGUACGAGGAGAACUGCGAGAUGAAGCCCGGGGAUCUGCAGGGCUUGGGGCAGCCUGAGCAGCAACUUCUGGCAGAGGCUGAUUUCCUGGGGGGUGAGCUGCUGGGCACCCCGAUGAACACUGGGGCUGUGGAUUACUCCCUGCUGGGCAGCCAGCCCUCCCCUUCGCUCAGCUACACCGGCAGCUUCUUCAUCAAGGCGGUUCCAGAGCAUCCCCAGGACCAGGAAUCCCUCUUCAACCUGAUGUCCGGCAUCCUGGGCAUCUCCCCCUUCGCCUCCUCUGAGGGCCACCAAAGGCACCUGGACUCUCUUUACCCCUGUCCUGAGGUGGCUCAGAGCCAGCUGGACCUUUACACCACCUGCCAGCCCGAAAUGAGCGGAUCCACCCAGACGCCCUUCCCGGAGCAGGGCUAUGGCGGCUUCCCCUCGGCGGAGGGUGCUCAGCCUCUCCAGGCACAACCCGCCUUAGGAGACACCUCGCAGUGCUUCUUCCAGCCCAAGCUCCUGGACAGCAAGCAGGACAUCAAGCUGCCCUCUGCUUCCCCACCCUUGGACAAGUUUAAAGCCUCCUGUGCCCAGUGGGAGCCUGUCACCCAGCAUCAGGCCUACUUGCCCACUGGCUACCACUCUCCAGAAGCCUUCCCCACCGCAGAGAGCAGCCAGGGGCUGUUCCACCUGCUGGGCUCCAAGAUGGAGAGCGUCUUGUCCGUCAGCUGCCAGUCAGAGCUUGGCAGCCUGGCAGAGGAUGCUGCCUGCUUCAGCACCCAGCUGGGCUUCAGCUGCGAGCCAGAAAACUUCCCAGCCCGCGGGGACUUCACUGACACCAAGAUCCACAACCUUCCUCCUCCAUUAAUGCCAGAGUUUGACACCUCCUUGGCCCAGCCUGAAGUCCUGCCGGGUCUGAUCAGCUCCACUGAGCUGCUGCAUCCUCACCCCUCACCCUCAGUGCCCCCCACAGACUUUCUGGGCCACUCCACCUCUUCCUCCAUCCCUCCCCUGCUGCCCACCAACCCUCCUGCCCUGGCUGAGCCCAAGAAGAAGACCCGAAGGACCAAGUGCUCUUCCAAAUGCUUCUGCCCGAAGCCCCACGAGAAGGCUUUUGCCUGCCCGGUGGAGAACUGCAUCCGGAGCUUCGCCCGUUCGGACGAGCUCAACAGGCACCUGCGCAUCCACACCGGCCACAAACCCUUCCAGUGCCGCAUCUGCCUGCGGAACUUCAGCCGCAGCGACCACCUCACCACCCACAUCCGCACGCACACCGGCGAGAAGCCCUUCUCCUGCGACACCUGCGGCCGCCGCUUCGCCAGGAGCGACGAGAAGAAGCGGCACAGCAAGGUCCACCUGAAGCAGAAGGCCCGGACGGAGGAGAAGCUCAAAGGUUUGGGGUUCUUCUCGGUAGGGCUCUCCUUCGGGACACUGUGAAGCUCCCAACAGGAGCGCCGGGAGAUGGCGUUUCCCGAGGUCCCUCGAGCGUCUCAUGGGAGAGCCGGGGUGGGAACAGCUUCCUGGGGUAGCCCUGGAGAAGGUGACAGCAGCUUGGGCCGUGCUGGGGAGGAGAAGGGUACGUGGGAGGCAGAGGUGAUGCCGUGGCACCGGACCGUUGGCUGCGGAGUGGGAUGUGGCAGCUCCAGCCACCGAGAGCCAUCUCCGGACUGCUGGGACUGAGCCAUUUGUUACAGCUCCCCGUCCAAGAAGGGGAAAGGAAAAACCCACACAGAGAAAGAAGCCACCACCGAGGUGGGGUUUUUAUAUAGCCAAACAUACGGACGUCCUGAGUUUGCAGCUACCUGACAGAGAUGUCCUCCCUCACACCAUGCUUCCAGCUGGUUGUUUACUGGCCAGAAGGGCCAGGGGCUGGGGCUGCACCGGUUCCUUCUCCGGAGGGGGAGAGAAGCCACGGGGCAGCCCUUUGGAGAGGUGAUGUCCUUAUUGUUGUUAUUAUUUUCCUGUUUGUAAAAAGAGAAAGAAUCUAUUCAGGAAAAAAA
Dryobates pubescens (Downy woodpecker) is the source of this 2030-nucleotide messenger RNA. RefSeq names its product early growth response 4 (gene EGR4). Gene Ontology annotation, biological process: regulation of transcription by RNA polymerase II. Lineage: Eukaryota; Metazoa; Chordata; Aves; Piciformes; Picidae. The record is from RefSeq and is a predicted model, not a curated record. The coding region runs from base 1 to 1467 and encodes 488 amino acids. Gene Ontology annotation, molecular function: RNA polymerase II cis-regulatory region sequence-specific DNA binding; DNA-binding transcription factor activity, RNA polymerase II-specific. The transcript is spliced from 2 exons.